CUUCUCUCAAGCUCAACUUUCAAUCAAACCUCCCGUUCUACCAAUUCCGUUGGCCAAUCUGCACCAGGAAACUCUAUCGCAGCUUAGCCCUAAUUCAUACCUCAACUAUGCCGCCAUUCAAUUACAACCCAGAAAAGGAUGUCCCAGACCUAACUGGCAAAUCAAUCUUCAUAACAGGAGGAACAAACGGCCUAGGCGCAACCUCAGCAACCCACCUAGCUAAACACAACCCAUCCCACAUCUAUAUAAGCGGCCGCAACGAAGCCCGCGCCUCAGAAACAAUAAGCCAAAUCCAAUCCACAAACCCGCAAAUCCAUGUAACGUUCAUAAAAUGCGACCUUACCUCCCUCGCCUCAAUAAAACAGACCGCCGAAACCUUCCUCUCGCAAUCCCCAUCCCCAAAACUAGACAUCCUAAUGUGCAACGCCGGCAUAAUGGCCGUCCCACCAGGUCAAACAACCGACGGCUACGAAAUUCAAUUCGGAACAAACCACCUUGGUCACGCGCUGCUUAUCAAGAAACUCCUUCCACUCCUCCGGGCCUCGUCUGAUGAUCCCCGGAUCGUCAUCCUCACCUCACAGGGCUGGUUUCUCCACCCGCGCGGCGGGAUCAUGUUUGAGACGCUGGAUACAGAUCAGGAUAAGUGUUUCCUUGGUCCGUGGCAGCGGUAUGGGCAGAGUAAGCUUGCGAAUAUGCUAUACGCGCGUGAGCUGGCCAAGAGGGUAUCUGGGCUUAAGGUUUUGGCUGUUCAUCCUGGUGUUGUGAACACGGGGUUGGUUGAUGCGAUGAGUUUGAAGAAUCGGGCUGUUGUUUAUGCUACUGCUUGGUGGAGGUUUGUGAAGCCUGAGGAGGGGGCGUAUAAUCAGGUUUGGGCUGCUACUGUUGAUUUUGUGGAGUGGGAGAAUGGAAAGAAUGAAGAAAAGGGGGUUGUUAAUGGGGGCUAUUAUGAGCCUGUUGGGAAGUUUAUGGAUGGGAGUUUAGAUUCUGUUGCUUUGGAUCGGGAGGGGGCGCUUGCGGGACGGUUGUGGGAGUGGACGGAGGAGGCUUUGAAGGGGUUUUGA
This is a messenger RNA of Penicillium canescens, 1061 nucleotides long. Its product is annotated as oxidoreductase, short-chain dehydrogenase/reductase family. Bases 108 to 1061 code for a protein of 317 amino acids. The record is from RefSeq and is a predicted model, not a curated record. The transcript is spliced from 2 exons. NCBI's taxonomy places the organism in Eukaryota, Fungi, Ascomycota, Eurotiomycetes, Eurotiales, Aspergillaceae.